Molecule: messenger RNA, 417 nt
Organism: Ostreococcus lucimarinus CCE9901
Lineage: Eukaryota; Viridiplantae; Chlorophyta; Mamiellophyceae; Mamiellales; Bathycoccaceae
Gene: CysR
Product: Cys-containing conserved protein
Exons: 2
Coding region: 1-417 (138 amino acids)
Source: RefSeq, a predicted model, not a curated record
AUGACGCGCGCGGAUCUCCCGCCCGAGACCGUCGCCGAGGCCGUCGAGCGCGUCUGGACGUGCUACGAUCCGAUGUUUCAGUUGAGUCGGUACUACAGACACGGCGAGCUCGACGCGUGCGACGAGAAAUGGAGCGACCUGUGGGAGUGCUUCGCGGUGAAGCGCGCGCAGCGCGAGGGAUUACCCGCGCCCGAGCGACGGGCGGCGCGCGCGCGCGCGGAGACGGGCGAGGGAGACGCGAAUGGGACGUCGCCGCUGACGCGCGAGGACGCCGAGCGCGCGGGACGCGCGUGGCGGAAGCUGUUCGGCGCGAACGUGCCGAGCGAACGCGAGCUGCGCGACGCCGAGCGAGAGACGCUGGCGAACGGGCGAGCGAGCGAGCGGGAGACGUCGACGUUCGGAGGCGGGACGGGGUGA